Ochlerotatus camptorhynchus is the source of this 1442-nucleotide messenger RNA. RefSeq lists its product as uncharacterized. Bases 79 to 1398 code for a protein of 439 amino acids. Lineage: Eukaryota; Metazoa; Arthropoda; Insecta; Diptera; Culicidae. The transcript has 3 exons. The record is from RefSeq and is a predicted model, not a curated record.
CAGCGUCGCACGUCGCACUCGCAAUCAACUGGAUUCCUGUUUGUUGCCUGCGCUGUGCUAUUAACGGCGAGAGGAAAUAUGAGUAGCUCAAGUUGCCUCGGUCAAGGUCAAGUGAGCUACCAAAAGCUAAUCAGUGCCGAAGAAUGUGAACAAAUUGUGCGAAAAUCACUGGGAUCGGGGAACGAUGCCACGGUGAUUGCGUACGAAAUUUCUAAGAUUCCCGGACAUAUUGGGUUCCUGGGGGAAUAUCUACAACUUGAAGUAACCGCAGAGAACGCUGGAAUUCAGUCCAAGGAGCGCUACUUCCUGAAAUCGCUUCCACUGUCGGACAAGAACCAACGAGCCAUGAUGGAAGAGAUGGGCUUCUUUCGCAAGGAGGUUGGCAUCUAUUCAAAGAUAUUGACCGGGUUCGAACAUAACGAAGCACCAUCCAAGUGGCGACCGAACUGUUAUCUCACUCGGGACGAUCUGAUCGUACUGGAAGAUCUAAAGUGGCGUCAGGGAUUCGGAAUGAUGCAUUUUCAAACGGCACUGAAGCAACCUCACCUUCAUUUGGUACUGGCGACGGUCGCCCAGAUGCAUGCCCUGUCUCUGAAUUACGAGUACAAUUGCGUCGGAGGCCAACGCUUGGACGAGCUGUAUGCGGAUGUGCUGUUUGAGACGUCUGUUACACGAGAUAACAGCUGGUUUAUGGCAGGCUUGGCUGGUAUUAAGGCAAUUGCGCUGAAUGGCACCAAGUACUGCGGUGAUCCAGUGAAAAAGCAAAUAAUGGAACAGGAAAUUGACGACAAACUGAACCAAAUAUUUGAAAUAGUAAGACCGACCACGACAUUUCAAAACACACUGGUUCAUCGGGACAUUUGGCUCAACAAUUUGAUGUUCCAGUUCGAGGGCGACAACCUGCAAGCACCCAAAACUUGCAUCCUUCUGGACUUCCAAAUCUGCCGCUAUUUGCCACCGAUCAUCGAUUUCCUGCUAACGCUCUAUCUCACAACCAGGAGAUCCCACCGGGACGAAUUUUUCCAACAUUAUUUCGACUUCUACUACUGUCAACUGGCGAGCAAACUGAGACAGUUCCAGUUGGAUCCGGAUCGGAUCCUAAGUCGGGACCAACUGCAGCGUAGCAUGUGGCACUACAAAAUAGUUGCACACGUUUUUGCGGGAGUUUACCUAGCUUUGACCAACCUGCCGGCGACGGUGCUGGAUCGGUUGCAUCAGGACGACCCGGAACUGUACCAUCAGUAUUGCAAUGGGAAUCGGGACGAGUUUCUGCUCAAGUAUAUCCGGGAGGAUGAGUUCUACCGCGAGACGAUGACGGAAUGUGUGGAAGAGGCUGUUGAAUUUUUAUUUGGCUUUGAAGAGGAUUCCGCGAGGGUGCGUGUUGAUGAAGAUCCGUGAGCUCAGUAUGAAUUUUAUCGAGUUGUAAUAAAUGAGAAUGUGAG